CCAGAAUUUUCUAGUUCUUUAAGAUUAUAUGUUAGUGCCCAUGGGAAGCCUUCUUUGAAGAAAUGUUCCCAGUUGGUGAAUCUGAUUAUGACCCUGAUUCAACCAAAACAAGGCUUUGCAGGUGUGGAUGAUAAUGAGGCCUGAACCUUCAGGCUGGGAACUGAAGGCUGUUAAACAAUAUGCAGAAAAUGAUGUUUCCAUCACAAUGUGUUUCAGCUCUAAACAGAAUCGUUGUUGAUUUAGCAAACCUUAAAAACAUUGAGAACUUUCUCUCACACUCCUAAACCUCUGCAAAUCCCAGAAAUUAUGCCUUUAAACACUCAGAAACAUCCACAUACUCUUGGGGAAAUUUGACGAUGAUUAUUGGAUCUGAACACUGAGUUGUAUCUAUUUUAAAACAUGACUAAUUUGAUGAAUUUGUUGUCUCUCAAAAUAUUUUAUCAAGCAGAACAGACUCUGAUGCCGGGUGGGCCAUCUGCCCAAGAAAAGGCAUUCAGAUGGGGAACUUGGCUUCUAGAAGACUGUUGCUGCUGUAAUGAUACUAGCAGAAAGGAAGAAGGUUCAGAGAGUUGCCAGAGAAAGGCUGCACUGCCUGCUUUGCUGGUUGGUUUUGCCAUCUUGACUUCUGCAGCCCUUCUGGGUUAUCUUGUACCCUAUUUAUCCAAUCUUCACUGUACACGAGAAUACUGCAAUUGGCUUCAGAAAUCUGUCUCGUUGGAGUCUGGCCCUGCAGAUGACAUAAGACCAAAUACCGAAAAGCCUAAACAUCAAAGACUUCUUUCCCUGGACACAUUCAGAGGAUUUUCUCUUACCCUAAUGGUUUUUGUGAACUGUGGAGGCGGUGGUUACUGGUUUUUCGAGCAUGCUUCAUGGAAUGGACUGACAGUUGCAGAUCUGGUCAUGCCAUGGUUUGUUUUCAUCAUCGGCACAUCAGUAGCACUGGCUUUCUAUGCAAUGAUGAAAAGAGGAGUGAGUCGUAUCCAACUCUUUCGUAAACUGACUUGGAGGACCAUGAUCUUACUAGUGAUAGGGUUCUGCUUCCUUAACUACGGACCAGCAGAUGGUCCAUUAUCAUGGAGCUGGGCAAGAAUUCCAGGAGUUCUGCAGCGUCUUGGGUUUACUUACUUCAUUGUGGCAUCGAUGCAGACUUGCUUUAGUAUAAAGGAUAUUGAUGGAUAUCAGUUUGAUACCUGGUGGGCUUCAGUCAGAGAUAUUGUUCUCUACUGGCCAGAGUGGAUCAUUGUGGUGAUUCUGGAGCUUUUGUGGCUGUGCCUAACAUUUCUGCUGCCAGUGCCUGGAUGUCCUAGAGGUUACCUGGGCCCUGGGGGAAUAGGAGAUGAUGGAAAAUACCCUAACUGCACUGGCGGUGCAGCCGGGUACAUUGAUAAGUGGCUGCUUGGAGAAGACCACAUGUACCACCAUCCUACAUGUAAGGAGAUGUACAAAACGACUCAGCCCUUUGAUCCUGAAGGCACGUUGGGUACAAUUAACUCCAUUGUGUUGGCCUUUUUUGGACUUCAGGCAGGGAAGAUUAUCCUCAUGUACCGCCAGCAGCCACUGAGCAUUUUAAAGAGAUUUCUCAUCUGGGCUGUUUUGUUGGGGUUUAUCUCUGCCAUUCUAACCAAAUGUACACAAAAUGAAGGAUUCAUCCCCAUCAAUAAAAAUCUCUGGUCUCUAUCUUUUGUCACUACACUGAGCUGCUUUUCCUUUGUCUUGUUGGGAAUCAUGUUUUAUGUUAUUGAUGUGAAAAAAUGGUGGGGAGGCCAGCCUUUCAUUUUUCCAGGCAUGAAUUCAAUCCUCAUCUACGUUGCAAGCUCCCUGCUGGGGACUUAUUUCCCUUUCAGGUGGGAAAUGAAGUAUGCGACCUCUCACGCCGAACCACUCUUUCAGCAUCUGCUGGCCACUUCACUCUGGGUAUUAAUUGCCUAUCUGUUCUACAAGAAGAAGUUCUUUUUAAAAAUUUGACAGUGAGAUUCAAGAAUGUGUUUUUUCUCUUAACUCAUGUGAUCCAAACAAGAUCAUUUUCAUUCAGAAGAUGUCUCAAAAUUUUGCAUACUACACAUGACUUUGGGGGUGUCUACGGAUAAUGCCGGCUCCUUGGCUUAGAAAUGGAGAUAAGCAUCAACCUCCAGAGUCAGACACAGCUAGACUUAAUAUCAGAGAAAAACUUUUAAUUAAUUUUAAUUGCCUUUUAGCUUCAAAGCCUGGCUUCUCUCGUUAGGAGAUAAUGCUUCUGGAACAUGGCCAUACAGCCCAGAAUACUCACAGCAACCCAAUGAUUCUGGCCACAAAGGUCUUUGACAACAAACUUCCAUAUUUCUUAUAACAUCUAGUUUGGUCUCAAACAAUCAUAGAAACCAGCAAUAUUAUGAAGCAUUCUGCCAAAAUUGUUUCACAAUAGUACACACCAUUGGAAUUAUUUCAGGAGCAUUCCAUAGAUACAAAAUAUUAUAUUGGAACUAUUCCCAAAUAUUUGUUGACUGCCGAAAGCUAAGUAAAUGUCCAUUAUGAACAAAACAUAUUGUGUUGAAUCUUGACUUGUUUCACAUAUUUAUUCUAUAUGACUUUAUUUUCUUUAUUUUGUAUUCUUAUGUUGCUUAUUUAAGAAUACAAAAUGAAUACAUGAGUAACUUGGAUAAUUGGUUUGUGUUCCGUCUCCCAGGAGUUUGACUUGCAUUGUCCUAUAGUUGUAGGAAAUAGCACCCUUUUUUGUUUUUUGCAUUUCUUCCAGGGUUGUUACAGGCUCAGCAGCACCCUGAUAGUUAAUUAUUAACAGAGGUUUGCAACCAGCCUGCUAAGCCUUUGCUACUUUCGGCUUGCAAAGUAUCCUUUUGUUCUUGAGACUGCCCCUUUUUCCUGGGGAUGAAAUCUCCAUUUUGAGAAGCCUUUUUUGCCUUUUUACUGAAGAGAAAAACUCAGAUGUGCAUGUGUAGUCAAGCCAGGCCAGCUCAGACAAGCCAUCAUAAGUACUAACCUCUUGCCUUUAAAACCGGUUCUGAGUUCAGAUAGAGAAAGACCUGCUCUUUCUAAAAAUAGUAACUCAGCACUGGGGCAGAAAGUAUCCCAGGAUUCCCAUUGGAAGAAGCUCUAACCUCUUUGUCUCCAAACUAAUUUUGAGUUUAGAUAGGGAAAGACCAGCUCUUUCUGAUAUAGCAACUCAGGGUUAGGGUAAACAGCAUCCCAGGAUCUCUUCACCUUUGGAGGAAGUUAACCCAGCAGCUAAAAGGAAAAACAAAAAGGAACAUCUGCAUGAUUUUAUAAGUUGACUGUUUGUAUUUGUAACCUCAACACCUUGUGCCAAGCCUGUUAAGAACUUUCAGGAAGUAAAAGUUUUGUUUGAUGUUCGAUUUGGAGUGGCCUUAGUUGCUGGGACUCCUGAGUUUCAAAGUAAGGCCCCUGCAGUUCACCCAGCAAAGAAAAGAGCACAUCUUAAUUUAUCACAGGUGUCCGGGUGUGACGGCAUAGUUUGCUAUCUCCCCCAUUGCUUAUAGAUAUAUUUUGAAGCAAAAGACUGCCUAGAAGACUCAAUUUUUCACCCUCAAAAAUAAUGGAAAUUUGGAUGGUUGCCUCCCCUCCCAAUUUUACCAUAAAACUGCCGUACCUGGUGCAAGGAGUAUAAAUAGUAUUUUUGAUGGCCUUUUUUGGAAUGGGAAGAGGCCCAUAGAAAUAGCCAUGAGAAGCCUCAUUCAGCCUACUGGAUCCAGUUUGCCCACUCUGGCUAUAAGAAAAGUUGUACAAUAUUAGCAAAGCAAAGGCUCUUUCGGUAUAGAUUGCACUCUUAACCAGAAUAAGCAGGUGUUCAAGAUCAGCCUAUCUAAAUUUCAGAACAUUGUGCCAACUAUAUUUGAUAUAAUUUGGAGAUCUUGUAUUUCCUCAUAAACAUUCUGUUUGCUAGAAUUCAUAGCCCUGAAAAUAUAUGAAACCAUUGUGUCCAGCACUGUUCUUCAAAGUGCAGUUUUAUGCACCCUAUCCCUAUGGCAAUAUCCCACUAUACUGGUUUGAAAGUCAAAAAGUCAGGUGCCUGUUUCUCCCUAAAAUAAUUUCCCCUACUCAGUAGUGAUUAGUUUCCUAUACUUCAUGACCACUUUUUCUGCCAUCAUCUUUUCGCCAUGUUCUGUCUCUGCUUCUCAGUUAAUUAUUGGUCGUUUCACAAUUCUGCCUUCGUCCACAGGGUCUUACCAAGUCCUCGUACAGGACAAGGUUAUGCACUCUGUGGGAUUAAUUUAAUUUUGCAAUUGUCAUUCUAUAUUUAAACCAAAGUAAUGAGUCUCUUUGUUUUAACAUGGGAUCUCCAGGAUAUCAUACUAACGAAGACCACUGGGCAAUGGUAUGUCUUAAGUUUCAGAAUGUGGCCUGCCAAGUUAACUUUUGUAUUAGCAGACUAAAUUUCUCUAAUUUAGCAAUCUGUUUUAUGUCACCCUUACCAUAAUGCUACUGUUGUCUUUGAGUGGAAAUUAAUAGAAUUCACUAACAAAGACAUUCAUUUGCUUAUGCCAUUGCUUUCAAACUCUCUGGGGUAUUAGUCAUAUGAUUUUUUUUCUAUUCAGGAAUCCCAGUUCAUCUGCCAUGUAGCUAUGGUAUUUUGCAGAGAAUGCUAGAACAUGCUCUUGGAGAGAUGUUUAGACAACCCCUUUGAAUUUCUCACAGGCUAAUAAGAGGUUUUCUCUGUGGCUCCUUCUGCACUGCUAUAUAAAAUCCAGAUUAUCUGAUUUGAACUGAAUUAUAUGGCAGUGUAAACUCAUAUUAUCCAGUUCAAAGCAGACAAUGUGGAUUAUCUGGAUUAUGUGGUAGUGUAAAAGGGGUCUUAGUGAAAAAAGAGUGGUUCCUAGAAUGAGAAUUGUUAGAAGUUACUGUUUUGGAGUACAGCUCCCCAAAUAUUCUAACCAGCAUGACUUUUUCAAGUUGUUUCUUAAACAAACCAAUCUUUGCUACAUAUGAUAGAGGAAGAUUGGUAUAGUAUUGACAAGUAAAUUGUGCUUUAAGAAUCAGUAUCUAUUGUUACUUACCUUCUGCUUAGAGAACCCCAGUAAGGAAGGGUUCCCUGUUGUUACCUUUGGAAAACCUCCACCUUAUUGCCUGCAGAGAACAUAAAUAAUGAUUAUAUAAAUUCUCUCUCUCAUACUUUUAUCAUGAGAGAGAGAGAAGAACAUGAAGUCCUCAGAUGAUGCUGUGAUUAUUACUUUAAUCUUCCAUGGUACCACCUGCCAUAUGUUAUUUACUGGAGAAUGUCCUGGGAAAACAGCGUCUGCACUUACGAGGGCUGCCAUUUAGGUUUGGGUCAUGGAUGCAGCUGCAUUUGCAUUGUGUGUGUGCAGUCAAGCUGAAAACCACAGAAGAUGAAUCUUUAUGAUUGACCUGCCAAUUUGGCUGCUUGAGCAGGAUCCUAAGGAAAACCUCAUACGUCAAAAAUUAUGCUUCAAUUCAUGGAGGACUCCAUAUAGUUUUCUGAAUGAAUCUUUUGCCUUUUGUGUACAAAAUUUUACUCAAUUUGUGUUUGUUUUGUUUUUAACAUAAAAUCCCAGGGCUCAGUUCAGAUCCAGUUUUAACAGCUGCAGCAGUUUUCCAUUAGUAUUGUAAAACUCUAUGAAUGCAUACUGUCUACCCAGCCUAAAAGAGACAAGAGUUGAAAAUGUGACAAUUGGACCAUAUGUACUUGAGCAAAAGAGGCCAUCAGAUAUGUAAGAUGACAUUUAAUGAGAUGUCACCAAAGCUUUACUUACAUUAGGGAUGUGACGUUAUAGUCGGUAUCAGAAACCAAGCUUCUUAGAAUGCCUGUUGCUGGGAAAUGGAAGAGUGAGAAGCUCUUGCAUCCAUGUUUUUCUUGUGAGCUUCCCAUAAGCAUCUGGUUGGUCAUUGUAGUAGCAGAAUGCAGGAUUAGAUAAGAUUGAAAAUUGGGCAUGAAAAAAAUAUUUGUAAAAAUCUAAAAUAUUUUCUGUGCAUUGUGAGAUGGAGGGGUGAUAGUAUUUGGAUGUUGCAUGAAAACAAGUUCUGAGUUAUGUCAAGUUUCACCUUAGCCACUCCCCAAAUGCUUCUGAGAAUGCAAAACCAAAUUGACGAAGAGGUAUCUAUAUAUUGCAAAUGUAUAUUGAUUCUAUACUAGUUGUGGCUGUUUAUUGCUUCCCCUAUUAUAAUAUCCUGCCUCCAUCUCCCCGAAGGGACUCAGGGCAGCUUACAUGAGGACAUGCCCGAUCCAACAAAGAUUAAAACUAAAUACAGAUUAAAACAUAUCUCAAUAAAAUCAACAACAUUACAACAUGACAAUAACAUAAAAACAGCAUCAUCAACAGCCAAUACUCUGAGCAGUAAUGGGUACUGAA
This is a messenger RNA of Anolis carolinensis (green anole), 6317 nucleotides long. RefSeq names its product heparan-alpha-glucosaminide N-acetyltransferase. The transcript has 15 exons. The coding region runs from base 400 to 1965 and encodes 521 amino acids. NCBI's taxonomy places the organism in Eukaryota, Metazoa, Chordata, Lepidosauria, Squamata, Anolidae. The record is from RefSeq and is a predicted model, not a curated record.